Messenger RNA from Phyllostomus discolor (pale spear-nosed bat), 1982 nucleotides. It is a transcript of the gene DUSP7, whose product is annotated as dual specificity phosphatase 7. Gene Ontology annotation, cellular component: cytosol; cytoplasm. Gene Ontology annotation, biological process: protein dephosphorylation; negative regulation of MAPK cascade. The transcript is spliced from 3 exons. The coding region runs from base 145 to 1398 and encodes 417 amino acids. NCBI's taxonomy places the organism in Eukaryota, Metazoa, Chordata, Mammalia, Chiroptera, Phyllostomidae. Gene Ontology annotation, molecular function: protein tyrosine/threonine phosphatase activity; MAP kinase tyrosine/serine/threonine phosphatase activity. The record is from RefSeq and is a predicted model, not a curated record.
GGGACGGAGGCCGGGAGGCCGGGGCGGCGGGUACGCAGCUCGGCGGGAGGCGGGCGCCCGGAGACGCGGCUGGGGCCCGCGCGGCCGGGGCGCUGUCCCUGGGCAGGGCUGCCCGGCCCCGGCCCCGGGCCACCCGCACUCCCCAUGAAAAACCAGCUCCGCGGCCCCCCAGCGCGGGCGCACAUGUCGGCCUCCGGGACGUCGGCGACUGGGGACACCGGGGCGGGGUCGGAGCCCGGAGCGGGGUCCGGCGCGGGCACCGGGGCAGGCGCAACGACCGGUGCGGGGGCUAUGCCUUGCAAGAGCGCCGAGUGGCUGCAGGAGGAGCUGGAGGCGCGGGGCGGCGCGUCCCUGCUUCUGCUCGACUGCCGACCACACGAGCUCUUCGAGUCGUCGCACAUCGAGACGGCCAUCAACCUGGCCAUCCCGGGCCUCAUGCUGCGCCGCCUGCGCAAGGGCAACCUGCCCAUCCGCUCCAUCAUCCCUAACCACGCCGACAAGGAGCGCUUCGCCACGCGCUGCAAGGCGGCCACUGUGCUGCUCUACGACGAGGCCACGGCCGAGUGGCAACCGGAGCCCGGCGCUCCCGCCUCUGUGCUUGGCCUGCUCCUGCAAAAGCUGCGCGACGACGGCUGCCAGGCCUACUACCUCCAAGGUGGUUUCAACAAGUUCCAGACAGAGUACUCCGAGCACUGCGAGACCAACGUGGACAGCUCGUCCUCGCCCAGCAGCUCGCCGCCCACCUCCGUGCUCGGCCUGGGGGGCCUGCGCAUCAGCUCCGACUGCUCGGACGGCGAGUCCGACCGAGAGCUGCCCAGCAGUGCCACCGAGUCCGACGGCAGCCCCGUGCCGUCCAGCCAGCCGGCCUUCCCCGUCCAGAUCCUGCCCUACCUCUACCUCGGCUGCGCCAAGGACUCCACCAACCUGGACGUGCUGGGCAAGUACGGCAUCAAGUACAUCCUCAACGUCACGCCCAACCUGCCCAACGCCUUUGAGCACGGGGGCGAGUUCACCUACAAGCAGAUCCCCAUCUCUGACCACUGGAGCCAGAACCUCUCCCAGUUCUUCCCCGAGGCCAUCAGCUUCAUCGACGAGGCGCGCUCCAAGAAGUGCGGCGUCCUGGUGCACUGCCUGGCGGGCAUCAGCCGCUCGGUGACCGUCACAGUGGCCUACCUGAUGCAGAAGAUGAACCUGUCACUCAACGAUGCCUACGACUUCGUCAAGAGGAAAAAGUCCAACAUCUCACCCAACUUCAACUUCAUGGGGCAGCUGCUGGACUUCGAGCGGACGCUGGGGCUGAGCAGCCCGUGUGACAACCACACCCCCAGUGAGCAGCUGUACUUCUCCACGCCCACCAACCACAACCUGUUCCCGCUCAACACCCUGGAGUCCACGUGAGGCCGGGGGCGCGGCUGGGCAGGGGGCCGGGCCCUCCGCAGGGAGCCCGAGGAACCCGGCCAUCGCCUGCGCCCAGGGACCCGGGGCCGCCGGGCGGCUGGGCCGCCCCGCCGUCCUGGGGCGGGCAGAGCCCACAGCUGGCUGCCGCUAUGUGCGGGACUCCGGAGAGGCAGGUCUGGGGCUACGGGGGCCUGGUGGGCUCCCCCCACCCUCGGGGCUCUCCUUCCUGCUGACGCCCGGCCAGUUCGGCGUUUUUUUUUUAAAGACACCCACGGACCCGAGUUUACCUUCCCCUCUUGGCAGGUGAGUCCGAGCUCCCUGGAGCACCAACGGUGGUCACGGUCUUCUCAGUUUUUUUGUUUGUUUUUUUAAUGAAAAGUGUUAUUUUCAGGCACCAGGCAACCGUGGAUUGUACAAACCAGUAUUUCAUCCCUUUCUUGAUCUUGCGAGAGAGAGAGACAUGUUCUCAGUUCUGUUUUUUAAAAAGCAAUUACUGUUGGUUUUUUUUUUGUUAUUUGUUUGUUUCCUGUUUUUAUUGGGAAAGACAGACCCGGUGUGGGUCUUGACCAAAUGCGUUUUGCACA